AUUGGGAAUAUCGGAAGCGGUCAAUUUAAUUUUGCGACGUGACCUUUGGUUUAUUAUGAUUUCAGCCUUUCUUCGUUCACAGUUGGAUGUCCCAUUAUAUUGCUUAUGGCUCAUCGCUGUGGCUUUUCUAUGUGAUCUAAACAAAGUCUGUGGUGCUAACUUAGAUGAUGAUUUCGCAGAGUUUGAGGAUCCAGAUGAUUCUUUUACUGCUGAUAUCACUGGAUCUGUUCCUAUCCAAUCAGCCCGUCAACACAAAGCUGAGAGUGUCGAUAAAAAUAUUUCAGAAAAUCGUUUCUCUCUAAACACUGGGAUCGAUCGUGAUGAUGAAGCAGUCUUUCACACAACUAAAUCACCAACUGAUGGAGCAACCGUAGAGGAUAGCGAAUUAGAGGAAGAGUCUGAGGACAUGAGACUUGACGAUGAUGAAGAGUUUGAGGGUUUGUCACCCAAUCAACCAAUUCUAAAUACCGAUAAAACAAAAAAUGGUAAACGAAAUCUGAUAAUUGCAAAGGUUCCACAUCAUCUUACUCGUUCAUGGGACAACUUUCAUUUGGAAAUGCUUUUUGUACUAGCCUUAAUGAUAUAUACGUUGAAUUUUUUAAUUGGACGUUCCAAAAAUGCACAGUUGGCAAACACUUGGUUUUCUGCUCAUCAGCCAUUAUUAGAAACUAAUUUUGCCGUAGUUGGUGACGAUGGUCUAGCUGAACCUGGAACUGGGACAUUAAUGAAGGAAUCAGAACAUUUAUAUUCUCUUUGGUGUACUGGAAGUGUACACUGUGAUGCAAUGCUAAUUGAAUUGCGUUUAGUCAAGCGUCAAUGUUUAUUCUUCGCAAUUGCUAACUGGAUAAGACCGGUUCAUGAUAGCAUUGUAGUGAAAGUUAUUAUGGACGAUUCUGAAAUGGAUGGAUGGGUCAUGGCUGUUGGUCGUAAGCGUCGUCUUCAAGCAUUAGCAAAAGAUCAUCAAGAUUUAGCUGUAUACUGUCCAGACAAACGUGGACAACGACAUUCAUACCUGCCAGAAUCUUUCAUGUUUUUAAAUGAGAUUCCAGAAGUUGUCCCGGCAAUUUUCAAUCCUCUUGUUUGUAAAUUUCUGAAUGAUUUUGAAGAAUCAAUCGAAUAUUUAUUUUUCUCCGAUCAGUAUAGUGGACCGAAACCUCCUCAAGAGGAUACAAAUACUCCCGCAAAACCUCCAGUUACACAGAAAGCGCUUAUUUUUGCUUUCAGAUAUGUUCCAACAACAGCAAAAUCAAAAUCUUUCUCAACAUCACUUACAUCAUCAAAUAAUAAUGCUAAUGGUAAUCUUAAUAUUCAUAAUCAGCAACCAAUCGAAUCGGCCACAGCCUUAUUCCAUUUUAUUUUCUAUGUUAUUGAGAAAGUUCGGCGAUUUCGUCUUAGUAAAGAGGGCAAGGCUAAAUCUGAACGAAAUAGGCAACGUGCACAUGAUUCACAUCUUAAGUUAAUGCACAGCCAACGACAAGAAGCAGCUCAAAACCGUCGUGGUGAACGCCUACGAGCUGCUAAGGAGCGUAUAAUGGCUGAGGAUGAUCCUGAGAAAGCUCGAAAGCUUGAGGAGAAAGAACAACGUAAGGAGAAAUCAAAGAAAAUGCCAAAAAUGAAAAUGCUCAAAAUGAAAUAGUAGCAGCAGUAGUAGUAGUAGUAUUAGUUGCCGACAUUCACAAAAGAUAAUAUCAUCAUACUAGAGAAGUGAAGAAUGUUUAGGAAAAAAACAGCUCGAAGUUUGGAUGGUACUAUUAAUCGAUAACAAUACAAACACCACACCCAAAUCAACCUAAUAUCUAACCUAACUCAAAAAUUUUGUCCGGCUAGUCGUUGUUAUUUUUAUUAUAUUUUAGUGUUCGUCCCAUUUAUCAACAAAACCCCCCACCAUUGUCUUUUUGUCCUUCUGUUCUAAAAAUUCAUCUCAUUCGUUUUUUUUGUUAGAUAAUAGUUACUUCAUCACGCACAUAUACACACAUACCAAAUAUAUAUGUUUCCUCUACACAGAAAUUUUAAAAAGAUUAUAAUAAUUACAGUAUUCUUUUAUAAUAGUUUGCAUGAUUUCCUCUUCUAUACCAUAAAUUGGUACGUUCGUGUGUUUGAUAUUGAGUAUGAAGUAUAAAGUUCAUUGGUGCGUACAAAUAAUAACUAUCCUCCUUUAUUCUUUAUGUUAAAUUAUUAUUUUUUUCAUUCUAUGCUAUCCUUGUGCUUUAAACGCAAGAUACAUAUAUAUGUACUAUUUACUGUGAUUAUCAUUACUACAUAUUUUGUCCAUUAUUCUUUAUUAAUUCUCAGUAUUUAAUCAAUUUCUGUGUACAUAUAUACAUAUUAUUUAGAUACAUGGUGUAUUUUGUGCUGUACAAAAAAGUGUAAUUUAGUAGUCAGUUGUUUUAUUCUUUUCAUUCCUAUGCAAUAUAUUCAAUUUUUGUGUGCAUCCACUUAUCGAUAUUGUGUCGUACUGGGUUUUCUACAUUUUUCGUAUACAUAUGUAUAUGUGUUAUUGAUAGUAGUAUUCGUAGUAGUGGUAAUAUUUUUUAGUAUUAUAAUAAAUAAAUUCACAUAUUUUGUACCUACCGAGUUCAUUCCCAUUUUUCUUCUUACAUUAUAUUCUUGUUUGAUUAGUUAGUUUUUAAUUUGUUUUGUCGUUUUUAAAGUAUACUUUCUUUAUCCAACCAAUCUUAACAUAAGUUAGAUGUGAUCAGUAUAUUUAUUAUUUUAACAAUAACGUAGACUAGUCAGUGCUGAGGAUAACCUGUGGGUCAAACUAUGUGAUAAGGUUUACCUAAUAAAAAUGAAAAUUUUGUA
Schistosoma spindalis is the source of this 2802-nucleotide messenger RNA. Lineage: Eukaryota; Metazoa; Platyhelminthes; Trematoda; Strigeidida; Schistosomatidae. The record is from the annotation of a GenBank genome assembly.